GUCACCGACACAUCAUCGUUACGUUCCUGAGAACCUUCCAGGCGACCUAACGCGAUCACCGGCUGCUACGUCGAUCGACGGCCGCUUGACCACUCGUGUUCUCCUUACGCGGUGCGCCGAUGAGUUUCGCGUUGUUCAGCGCGCAGUCAGCAAGUUCGUCGUACUUCCCGCACAGGGAAAAGUGACACGCGGAAGUGCUCUUUGUGAACUCCGAAGGGACUUUGCUCGGGAUCGGGUGGAGCAAUCGAUCGAUCGAUCGGCGCGCCGAUAACUCGCCCUUGAAAGGCCAAGGUCUUCAUGAAGCUCUGGAGAACGUCGGUGCGCUUGACCGCGCGCUCCGAAGGAUUUGCGGAAUUGCGGGACACAUUGCUCCGAUAUUGAACACGCCUCUACCUGUUUAUUCGGAUCACGAGAUUCAGAGUUUUGCGGAUUGCACGAUAUUCUGCAAGAGAGUCCAAUGCUCGCGGUGGUUAAAGAAAAACGAUGACAGAAUGUCGAGUGUGGAGGAUAAUUUUACUCGUUGUUAUAUGGAAAACGACCGCAAACGCAAACAUGAACGUCGCGCAAAUCUAUUCACAUGACGAAAACAGGAAACCGUUCGAGCCGAACAAAUACAUUUAUUCCUGGACAGGGCCAAACGCGUUGGCCAGGUCGGCCUUGGUCGAGAGACAGGAAAGGCUGCAAUAUAAUUGCGAGUUUGAAAGUAGCGAGGUCGAUAUCGCCGCGUUAAAUCCAGAAUCAUUCAAGAAUAUUCUUGUGGAUGAUUUGCAUGAAUUGCUGUAUUGCUAUGUACCAAAGGUGGCGUGCACAAAUUGGAAACGCGUACUGAUGAUCGCGACCGGAAAAUGGACCGGUAACGAUCCUUUAGAAAUACCGGCCGAUCAAGCUCAUUCCCCCGGUACUUUUCAACGAUUGAGCAAUUACACUCUGCCGGAGAUAGAGAAGAAAUUAGCGACGUACGACAAGCUAAUUGUCGUGCGACAUCCUCUGGAAAGGCUUUUAUCAGCCUAUCGAAAUAAAUUAGAAACCAAACAUGAGAAAAGUGCUAGAUACUUCCAGAGCCGCUUCGGCAAAAAAAUCGUCAAGAAAUACAGGCAAAACGCGACCGAGGAGUCUUUAAGAAAUGGCGAUGACGUGACGUUUCGCGAGUUCGUCGACUUUGUCACCGACGACACCGAGAAUGGAACUCGGAACGAACAUUGGAGACCAAUAUACGAUUUAUGCCAACCGUGCAUAGUUAACUACAAUCUCAUAAGCAAGUACGAGAGCUUGGUCGAGGAUGCCACGGAAGUUCUCGAACGGAUAGGCGUCACAUCUGUGAAUUUUCCAGCCAGACCAGCAAGUAGCGAGCCGACAUCGAGAAAACUGGAUAGAUACUAUUCCACCCUGAGUUACAAACAGCUUCGUAAGCUGGUAGAUCUGUACAAAUUAGAUUUAAGGCUGUUCGACUAUUCGUUGGAAGAUGUGCUGGGAUUUUCCUUGGCAUAAGGCGCUCAUUAAUAUUAAGAAGCAGAUUUACGUGUUAUGACUAAACUGUCAUAUCACUCAAGUCUAUGUAAUAUGACCUUGUGUAUUAGGACAAAUUAUUGCAUUUUGUAAAUGCAAUAAUGUAAAUGUUUUAAAAUCCCAGAGUCGAACGGCAGACUUCUUUGUUGGACAUUAUAUUUUGUAUAGACACAGCCUCGUACUACCUCGUGUUACGCACACAACUGUCUUCUCAAAUUAAUGAUAUAUCAUUAAAACUUACGUAAAAAAAAUUAUAUGGCAUAUUCUCAGCUUUGACAUUUUAAAAUGUGUUUUUUAUUAUGUCAAAGCACUCUAGUGUUAUCAAUAUGAAUGAAAAAUCAAAACUAAUAUAUAUAAUAAGAUACAUAUAAAGUUGUGUUAAAUAUAAAUUUAAUAUGCAUAUAAAGUAUGUUAUUAAAAUAUAAAUCGUUUUAUAAAAUGUGGAAUAAGAAUCUUGAAUUUUUCAUUUUUUUAUUUCUUUUAAGUAUAAAAAGUUACAUUAUAUGAAAUUACUUAAAAUUAUUGCUAUUUAUAUUCAAUUAAAAUGCUUCAUUUAUCGUAAUACUUUUCGAUCGAAAUAUAUUCGUUCACACGCUUAUUCGCAGAUAUAUAUCUCGAAACUAUUUAUUUUUGAAGUUAUGGCGUUUUAAAUGUAUCUUUCAACAAUAAAAUAUGAAAUGCUUGCUCUUGUAUAA
This is a messenger RNA of Solenopsis invicta (red fire ant), 2201 nucleotides long. Its product is annotated as carbohydrate sulfotransferase 11. Gene Ontology annotation, molecular function: sulfotransferase activity. Lineage: Eukaryota; Metazoa; Arthropoda; Insecta; Hymenoptera; Formicidae. The record is from RefSeq and is a predicted model, not a curated record. The transcript is spliced from 5 exons. Gene Ontology annotation, biological process: carbohydrate biosynthetic process. The coding region runs from base 484 to 1488 and encodes 334 amino acids. Gene Ontology annotation, cellular component: membrane.